AUGGAGGCCCCGAGCGACCUCGGGCAGUUGCAGGCGCCUUUGCGGCACUUGGCGGCGCAGGCGCAAAAGAAGCGUGACGAAGUGACACGACUGAAGCGUCAGCUCGCGCAGAGCGAAAAAGAAGUGCUCGGCCUGGACAGCGACUACCAGACACGCCUGCUUUGCUACGCACGGGCCGCCUGCCUCGAGCUGGCACACAGGAUGCACCAAAAGCUUCCUGCAGCGCUGCGGGAGCUGGUCUACGAAUAUCUAUGCUUGGAUCCAGGCCGUCCCAUCCCAGCCGGACCCUACUACCAUUUCCGCAGCUAUCAUGUGCCGCCCGUCGUUCCCCCGCCACCCGAAGCAGCCCUCGACUCGCACGCUGGCUGGCGUCACCAAACCCAAGGAACCCCAAAGCCUAUUGAGCAUCUGUCCGGCCUGGACGUCUCGCCAGACACGGAAGACAUUGAUCUUGGUAACGACUGCAUUGUGCUGCCAGACGGCCGCAUCAAGGAAGAACACACGCAUAGAGCGCCCAGCGACAUGGUGCUUCCAAGUAGCCCUCUGCUGGACCCCCGAUAUGUUGGCCCAGCCAUGUCGUAUGAGAUGCAGAAGAUGUACUACACGCACAAUACGUUUUCCCUGUGUAGCGUCGAAGACGGCAUAGCAAACUUCUUCGGCCACCACACUGGCUACAGUAUGCAAAAGUGGCCCCAAGGUCGUCGUCCGCGUCUUGCUGCGGCCCUGGAGCUGGAUCCAUUGUUCUUCGCAGCAGAGCACAUUCGCAGACUGCAGAUCCGCGUCAAGCUGGAGCACUUUUUCUCAGACAUGCCCAAGGACGCGACCGGCGUCGAAGCAUAUGCGUACGAGCAGAGCUUCCUGCGGUCGGCGUGGUCUAACGUCCAGGGACUGGGGCACUACCUGGCCCGUCGCCCCAAGGGCGGCGCGGAGAUUGAGUUUGUCCUUUUGACGGGGCUGCCUUGUUCAGACAGCGAAGAGAGCCGGCGGCAGUGCCAGCGCUGCUUUGCCAAUUUCCUGCAGUGCAUCCGCAGCAUGGUCUAUACCAUGAUGCACGACUGUGACGACGUGCGAGUCACGGUCACGCACCACGACGACAAGAUGUCGGCAUUUCCCAGGAACAUCACGGGCGUGUUUGCCUUGUCGCGAGAGCAGUGGGAAUAUGAAAAGUCGGUGCAGGCGGGCGGGGAGGAGUGCGAGUGGGAAGCAUGCUGGUUCGCGGCGCCAGCACGAGCCGGUGUAGUCGGGCUUUCGGGGAUACCUGAAGACGAGGUGCACGUGAUGCUGGCAGAGCGAUGGGGCCUGGAGUCAGCACUGGAUGCGCGCGCGACGCAGGCGAUCCGUGAGGGCCGGUAUUGGCCCAGGGCGCGCGUGCGUGACCCGGCGGCGGCGGCGUUGUUGGGGCAUUUCGGGUAA
Messenger RNA from Exserohilum turcica Et28A, 1413 nucleotides. RefSeq lists its product as uncharacterized. NCBI's taxonomy places the organism in Eukaryota, Fungi, Ascomycota, Dothideomycetes, Pleosporales, Pleosporaceae. The record is from RefSeq and is a predicted model, not a curated record. The coding region runs from base 1 to 1413 and encodes 470 amino acids. The transcript has 3 exons.